AUGUCAUCGCAAGGUGGUGGUUCGAAGCCGAAGCCGAAGCCGAAGCUGGCUGUGCCGCGGCCGAGUUCGAGCGUAAUCCUCAUAUCCCCCCAAAACGAAGUCCUCCUCCUCCACCGCGUCAAAACAUCCACCUCAUUCGCCUCAGCCCACGUCUUUCCCGGAGGCAACCUCUCCCUCCAAGACGGGACAUGUCCACCCGCCGAAGACCCAAAGCACCACGAAGACGCACCUUCGUACAGGAAUGCUGCGGUGCGCGAGCUGUUCGAAGAGAGCGGCAUCCUCCUCGCCAAGGACAAGAACACAGGCAAGAUGCUAGCUGUUCCGGAGGAAGAGAGGGAGAGGGGCCGGGGAUUGAUCCAUCGGCAGGAGAUGACGUUCGAUGAGUGGUUGAGGGGGAGGGAUGCUAAUGCGGUGCCGGAUACAGAUAAAUUGAUCCCUUUCACGCGCUGGAUCACACCCACCAAUGUCCCCAAGCGCUACACCACCCAGAUGUACCUAUACUUCCUACCACUGCCACUCGAGUCCGAGAAGCCGCUUCUGAACGAGAUCCCCGCCGAAGGCGAAAAAGAGGAGAUCCAGGUUCCGACGAGCGACGGAGGCGUGGAGGUCACCGAGGCGAGAUUCCUGCCCGCGUCAGAAUGGCUGCGGAUGGCGCGCGCGGGGGAGAUCAUCCUGUUCCCGCCGCAGUUCCUCCUGCUGCAUCUGGUGGCGGAGUUUCUGGAUAAGAGUCCUCGGGCUCCGGGUGCUGUUGAAGAGCUGAAAAGGCGGCGCGAGGGCCUGGUGGAGUUUGUGCACUCUGGUCAGCCGCCGUGGACGGAUAAGUGUAUCUCGCCGAAGAUGCUUAAGAUGGCUGAGGAUGGGCGCGCCGUGUUGGCGCUGGAUGAUCCCGGGCCGGAGUUGAAGGGGACGGGUCGGAGGGGGGAGGCUGAUAGGGUUGUGAAGGUGAAGUUCAAGCAGGGGAGUGCGCGGGAGUUGGAGCUGCAGUGGAAGAAGGAUGUGUUUAGGGAGGAUGGGGACAGUCCAUCUCCGCCAGCCGCACCUUUCCUUCCUCACCGUCGUCGACCUCACGUCUACAAACCCGCCAAAAUGGAGAACGAAAAGGGAGAGAUCGUCGAUCUCUACGUGCCCCGCAAGUGCAGCGCCACCAACCGCAUCAUCAAGGCCAACGAUCACGCCUCCGUCCAGAUCGCCAUCGGCAAGGUCGACGAGAACGGUCGCUACACCGGUGAGAACCAGAACUACGCCAUGUGCGGCUUCAUCCGUGCCCGCGGCGAGAGCGACGACUCCCUGAACCGCCUGACCCAGCGUGACGGCUACAUCCGCAACGUCUGGACCGCCAGCCGCCAGCGGUAA
Aspergillus campestris IBT 28561 is the source of this 1353-nucleotide messenger RNA. RefSeq lists its product as uncharacterized. The record is from RefSeq and is a predicted model, not a curated record. NCBI's taxonomy places the organism in Eukaryota, Fungi, Ascomycota, Eurotiomycetes, Eurotiales, Aspergillaceae. Gene Ontology annotation, biological process: translation. The transcript is spliced from 5 exons. Gene Ontology annotation, molecular function: structural constituent of ribosome; hydrolase activity, acting on acid anhydrides, in phosphorus-containing anhydrides. The coding region runs from base 1 to 1353 and encodes 450 amino acids. Gene Ontology annotation, cellular component: mitochondrion; ribosome.